Molecule: messenger RNA, 1445 nt
Organism: Castor canadensis (American beaver)
Lineage: Eukaryota; Metazoa; Chordata; Mammalia; Rodentia; Castoridae
Gene: Smad9
Product: SMAD family member 9
Biological process (GO): cell differentiation; transforming growth factor beta receptor signaling pathway; BMP signaling pathway
Cellular component (GO): heteromeric SMAD protein complex
Molecular function (GO): DNA-binding transcription factor activity, RNA polymerase II-specific; I-SMAD binding; RNA polymerase II cis-regulatory region sequence-specific DNA binding
Source: RefSeq, a predicted model, not a curated record
GAAGAAAAGACAGAUUUGUAUCUAUGACAUCCCUGGACAGUUAUGUGCUGCUGACCUGUCCCAGGCCCUGCAGGCUGUGAAGGGCAGUGAGCCUGAUUUCUGUGUGCAGGACACCUGCGGUCCACUUCCUAUGCACUCCAGCACUCCCAUCAGCUCUCUCUUCUCCUUCACCAGCCCCGCAGUGAAGAGACUGCUCGGCUGGAAGCAAGGAGAUGAAGAGGAGAAGUGGGCGGAGAAGGCAGUGGACUCUUUAGUGAAGAAAUUAAAGAAGAAGAAGGGAGCCAUGGAUGAGCUAGAGAGGGCUCUCAGCUGUCCCGGACAACCCAGCAAAUGCGUCACGAUCCCCAGGUCCCUGGAUGGGCGCCUGCAGGUGUCUCAUCGCAAGGGUUUGCCCCACGUUAUUUAUUGCCGAGUGUGGAGGUGGCCUGACCUCCAGUCUCACCAUGAGCUGAAGCCGCUGGAGUGCUGUGAGUUCCCUUUUGGCUCCAAGCAGAAAGAGGUGUGCAUUAACCCUUACCACUACCGCCGGGUGGAGACGCCAGUGCUACCCCCUGUGCUCGUGCCAAGACACAGCGAAUAUAAUCCCCAGCUCAGCCUCCUGGCCAAGUUCCGCAGCGCCUCCCUGCACAGCGAGCCACUCAUGCCCCACAACGCCACCUAUCCAGACUCCUUCCAGCAUCCUCCAUGUUCUGCAGUGCCCCCCUCGCCCAGCCACGUGUUUUCACAGUCCCCGUGCUCUGCCAGCUACCCCCAUUCCCCAGAAAGUCCUUCGGAGCCAGAGAGUCCAUAUCAACACUCAGACUUCCGGCCAGUUUGUUACGAGGAGCCCCAGCACUGGUGCUCAGUCGCCUACUAUGAACUGAACAACCGAGUUGGGGAGACGUUCCAGGCUUCUUCCCGAAGUGUGCUCAUAGAUGGAUUCACCGACCCUUCAAAUAACAGGAACAGGUUCUGUCUUGGACUUCUUUCGAAUGUAAACAGAAACUCAACGAUAGAAAAUACCAGGAGACACAUAGGAAAGGGUGUGCACUUGUACUACGUUGGGGGAGAGGUGUAUGCCGAAUGCGUGAGUGACAGCAGCAUCUUUGUGCAGAGCCGGAACUGCAACUAUCAGCAUGGCUUCCACCCAGCUACUGUCUGCAAGAUCCCCAGUGGGUGCAGCCUCAAGGUCUUCAACAACCAGCUCUUUGCCCAGCUGCUUGCGCAGUCGGUUCACCAUGGCUUCGAAGUUGUGUAUGAGUUAACUAAGAUGUGCACUAUCCGGAUGAGUUUUGUUAAGGGUUGGGGAGCCGAGUAUCAUCGCCAGGAUGUCACGAGCACCCCCUGUUGGAUUGAGAUUCAUCUUCAUGGACCACUGCAGUGGUUGGACAAGGUUCUGACUCAGAUGGGCUCUCCACAUAAUCCCAUUUCUUCAGUGUCUUAAUAGACAUUUCUAUAGAAUAGAU